CCUCUCUCGUCCUCUGCUGAGUCUGGCGUGCACCGCCAGGCACGGCGGAGCCUCUGCCGGGCACUGGUGUCUCUCGGGCUUUUUAUGGUCUGCGGUUGGAAACGUGCUUCGCGCUUAGUGCAGGAGCAGCUGGGGACGGGCGGCAACUUCUCAGUUUAUUUGAGGUGCGAUUCGGCAGUGCCGGGUCCGUCCGGUACCUGUGGCCUGCGGGGCCCCUCCUGCGGUGGAAGAGAUUCGAGUCACAGCAGCGCUGGGAAACGGAGAGUGGCUUUAGGUUGGAGGGGACCCGACGGAUCGUCUGGCCCCGGUGUCACGGGCUUCGCAUAUCUGGUUGUGUGCUCCGUCACCUCAGAGAGGAUUGUCCCUCGGUUAAAUUAGCUUAGUUUGGGCAGUGAAUUAUUGAGACAGUCUGAAGCGACCACCUAUGGGUCAGAUUGUUCGUGGGAGUAAGAGAGAGGACGUAUCAUUUAUGAGAACCCUAAGAAAGUUUACAGCAGUGUGGAAUGGAUUGAUUUGUGACACCUUUGAUAUGUGAGAGCUCUGCUUUGCGCUGGCCUGGCUGCUGCUGGUGGACCUGAGCUGAUCUGAUUGCAGCAAGCCCAACAAGACCGGUCCUCGUCGCUAACGGAACGUAACCAAGUGUGAUGCUGCAAUGAGAUGAGGCUCCGAAAUGGAACUGUGGCCACCGUGUUAGUUUUCAUCACUACUUUCCUCAGUUUGUCCUGGUAUACUGCGUGGCAAAAUGGGAAAGAAAAGUUGAUUGCAUAUCAACGGGAAUUUCAUGCUUUGAAGGAACGUCUUCGUAUCGCUGAGCAUCGGACCCUGCAACGCUCUUCUGAGCUGAAUGCUAUCUUGGAGCAAUUCAGGCGUGCUGUAGCAGAAACGAAUGGAAGUAAGAAUGCACUGAAUAAUUUUUCAGAUGAGACGCUGAAACUGCUAAAAGAACUAACAAGUAAAAAAUCUCUUCAAGUGCCAAAUAUUUAUUACCAUUUGCCUCAUUUGUUGAAAAAUGAAGGAAGCCUUCAACCUUCUGUGCAGGUUGGCCUUGGAAGGACAGGAGUUUCCAUUGUAAUGGGAAUACCUACAGUGAAAAGAAAAGUCAAGUCUUACCUUACAGAAACUCUCCACUCCCUUAUUGAUAAGCUGUCCCCUGAAGAAAAACUGGAUUGUGUUAUGGUUGUCUUUAUAGGAGAGACCGAUCUUGAUUAUGUUAACAAUGUUGUUGCGAGCCUGGAAAAAGAAUUUUCUACAGAGAUCAAUUCUGGGUUGGUGGAAGUAAUAGCCCCUCCUGCAACUUACUAUCCUGAUUUGACAAACUUGAAAGAAACGUUUGGAGACUCAAAAGAGAGAGUGAGAUGGAGAACAAAACAAAACUUGGAUUACUGCUUUCUUAUGAUGUACGCCCAGAAAAAGGGAGUUUAUUACAUCCAGCUUGAAGAUGACAUUGUUGUCAAGCAGAAUUACUUCAGCACCAUAAAGAACUUUGCGCUUCAGCUCGCUUCUGAAGAUUGGAUGAUUCUGGAAUUUUCUCAGCUGGGUUUCAUUGGCAAAAUGUUCCAGUCUCCAGAUAUCACUCUUAUUGUAGAGUUCAUAUUUAUGUUUUAUAAGGAGAAACCAAUUGAUUGGCUUCUGGACCAUAUCCUCUGGGUGAAAGUGUGUAACCCUGAAAAAGAUGCUAAACAUUGUGAUCGGCAGAAAUCAAACCUACGGAUACGCUUCAGGCCUUCUCUCUUCCAGCAUGUUGGCCUCCACUCCUCUCUGGCAGGAAAGAUCCAGAAACUCACAGAUAAAGACUUUCUGAAACCGCUACUGCAUAAAAUCCACGUGAAUCCACCUGCAGAGGUUUCCACAUCUUUAAAAGUGUACCAGGGGCACACGUUAGAAAAAACAUAUGUAGGGGAAGACUUUUUCUGGGCUGUCACACCGGUUGCUGGGGAUUAUAUUCUAUUUAAAUUUGACAAGCCUGUCAAUGUAGAAAGGUACUUGUUCCACAGUGGCAAUCCAGAGCAUCCAGGAGAUAUACUGCUAAACACAACCGUGGAAGUUUUGCCUUUUCAGAAUGAAGAACUGGUGUUAAGCAAAGAAACCAAAGACAAACGCUUAGAGGAUGGUUACUUCAGAAUAGGGAAAUUCGAAAACGGUGUUGCUGAAGGAAUGGUUGACCCCAGCCUAAACCCUAUUUCAUCAUUCCGGCUUUCAGUAAUACAAAAUUCAGCAGUCUGGGCAAUUCUGAAUGAGAUUCAUAUUAAAAAGAUGACAAACUGAUCAGUGAAAUCCCCAUUAGAGGGAUAAGAAGGAAUCCUUGAAAACUUUUCCUAUGAAAUCUGACAUCCUUAGCAAGUCACAAAUUGAAAAUACUGAGCAUGCACCUUAUUCCAAAUUUUUCAUUUUCACUUGAACUCUACCUCUCGUGAAAUCUACUGUAGAUGAGAAGAUUGUAUUUACCCCUUCUUAUCUGAACCAUCCAGAAACUGAUGCUCCACACUGAUAACGUUCAUCUGAGGCCUCAGUUGCCCUCCACUUCAACGUGACUUUGCCAUCUUACAGCUGCAGAACCCUGCUAUGCUUAAUCUGUACUAUUUUGAUAGUAUAGUAAUAUAGAGAAGUUGUACAUAUUGUUACAUUCCUGAAAGAAGAAAAAUAUAUAAUUAUUGUUAAAUAUGUUUUAUGAAGGGGGUACUUUCGGAGUUUCAUUUAUUUUCUAUAACAAGAACCCUCUUUUAUAGAUUGUCAGGGAUAUAUAUUAAAAAUGUUAGGGAGGUUUAAUUUAUUAAAAUAAUUUGAAAAGUACAUAUUUUUAUGCAGUAAAGUUUUAAAUUGAUAUAGUUUUUCUUAUGAAUUCUCUAGUUUAAGUUAUCUUUCUACAUUUUUCUUUGCAGAUGCAAACAUAAAUUAAUACCAUAUUUCAAAUAUACUGCCAUGUUACAAACAAAAACAACCAGUUUAAGUUUCUAAAUUAUGUAGUUUUGUACACAGAAUUUGAAUUAUGUUCAGAGGCACUUAUCAGAGUUCUGAAGAGGAUUCUUCUUUGGAACAAUGAAAUUCCACUCUGUACAGUUUGUAGCCACAUGAAGAGCAUGUUGAAAUAUCUUAUUUCAUAUUAUGUACCAAAUCUGCAGUGAUUUUAGAUACAAUAAUCCAUUGCAUUUUAGAAGAGUUUUUCAAUUCCAAACUGUUCUUUCUAUAAAAAAAAGAAAAAAAAAGAAGAAAAAAAAAGGAAAAAAAGGAAAAAAAAACAACAAAACUUUUUAGGCAUUUCUUAGCCUGGACAAAUUCAUUUUCUGUACUAAAAAAAGUAUUCCCCAGCUCUGCUUUUGGAAUGACAAGAGAUUAACUUCUUUCAAAAGAGUUAAUAGUAACUAGAUAUACUUGAUCUACAGAGAUCUUUCAAGGAGUUACUGCAGUGUUUGUUUUUCUUUUUUGAUACAUCACAGUGAGUAGUUCUGGUUUAUUUAUAUUUUCUUCCAUUGUUCAAAAGUAAGGUUUUGGAUUGACUCCUUUAGUGAUCAGUGUAAGAACUUGCUCUUACUGAGAUAAAAAGUGAAUUGGGUCCCUAAUAAGAAGUUAGUUAGUGCCCUGCAUUUUUGUUGCAAAGGAAACAACAGUGAUCUUAAACUAAAAACUCUGUCAGGAAAAGGGGUUUGGAUUAAAUUCAGAGUGGAAUUGUUGGAGCACUAAUGCUGCCACUGUUCUUAGGAGUCCUUCAGCUUAGGUGAAGGUGCUUGUGACACAGAUGUGGGAAGAUUUAAGUUACCUGGUCAGAGAUGGUCAGGAAGAAGCAGCAGGAUUUCCUCUCCAGUAGGAAUGAAGUGCCUGAUUGAUGCUGGAGGGAGGCCUCUCCCUGGCCUGGGGAUUCUCAGCCGUGCUGCAAAGCAGCCUUCUGGAACGGAUGUCGCAAAAGCUGGUGCAGUUUUCCUUAUGAGGAGGAGCUCCCUCAUCCCCAGCAACACUGUGGUCUGGGCACAGACAUGCAAAGCCUGCUGCAGGGUCUGUAUUCUAGAGUGAAGAUCUUGCAUUCAUGUCUCUAGCAGGAAAGUUCUAAGAGGUUUGGCCUCUUUUUCGUGGCCUACUGUUAAGGAGCAGGAGCCUAGACCUGACUUCAGCAUUGCAAGCUAAGAGCUGUUACCACUGGGAUACAGAGUCAACUUGUCUUUUCUUCUGCCUCCUUGAUCAGUUGUGUUGUAGCCUAGCCAGAGCAGCAGUACUCAAGUUGGUAAGCAGAACUACUUCUACAGACCAGUAAUUUUGUUCUAGCUAUGUUGUCUGAGGGUGCAGGGAAGAUAUGAUUUGUACAUAGAAGCCCUGCGUAGAUGGACAAGUUUAAGUUGAAAAAAUAAGAAACCUAUCAGGCAAACCUUGUUUGCUUUUUUUUCUGAUUAUAUCAGCUGCUGUAAAUAAAAGUGAGGAAGGUUGGCUCAAAAUUCUACCUUAAUCUAGCCUGUUGUGCUGCCAUAUUCCAAUCUGUUGUAUGUACAGUGUCAUUCCAUCAAAGUAUUAGCCUGCAGUGGCUUUGUAUCACACAUUAACUGGCACAGGUCUAAAGAAGUAGGUUUUCUUCUGAGCUGUGUCUGCAAAUGAAUGAUGCAGACAAAGUAGGCUUUAGCUACUUACUAUGGUUUUGAUUGCAGAAAUACAUAAAGUACUGUAGUUUCUUAAAAUAAGUUGUUUUGUUGAUAGUAACUUUUAUCUUUUUCCACGAGUUCCUACAUUCAUUGGUACCAUUUAUUGAUGAUGUGCUUCCUGUCAAAGCAUUGCUGUUUCCAAUGUUUCACAGUUGUUAAGAUGAAUCAUUGACAAUAGAUGUAGUUAGAUAAAUCCCUUACAACAUUCACUACCAAACUAGGGGGUUACCAGUACAUUUAGUUCCCAAGACCAUCAAGAUGACAUUUAUCAAAAGCAACAAAUUAACUAGUGCUUGAUAAAGCAUAGAGGUUUUGCUUUUGUUUCUUCUUAAAGAUUGCAUUGUAUCAGCAGGAGUUGGGCUCCCUGAAUGCUUAUGAUCUUCUUCAGCUUAUAUAUUUUUGCAAUAAUUGUGCCACAAAUGAAGUUUGGUAGAUUCAGGUAAAUUCAGACCUGUCAGGAAGUUCUGCAAUAUUGCUUGGAAAUUAUCACUACAGAGCUAUUUUGGGCUUUCAGACUUCCAAAUUCUAAUCCUCAAGUUGGUCUAAUGAAGUGCAAGUCUCCUCCCUGGAAUUACUGCUGAAAUAAGAAUGCUUUGGCUGCUUGGUUCAACAGUCACUGCCUCAGGUACUCUGGGUAUGUUCCAGAUGGGCCGUGUAUCUUACAUGUGUCAUAAGUUAAAUUAUUACCACAAGAUUCCUCUCAGCAUUUUAAACCAAUUACCUGAUUUGGACAGAGUUGUUUUCCUACAUUUAAUUCCCUUUUUUUUUUUUUACCCUGUAGGUCAGUGAAUCUUAUAGUAAACAAAUAAUGACAAAUGUUUCAAAAUAAACCAUUAUCCUAAGACCCUAUUAGCUGCUUCAGAAAAGAUGACUUGAACUCAAGGUCAUUAACAGAAAAAAUCCUUUUUUGGUUGAAUUAUUCUUAGUGUCAUGUAUUGGAUGCAAGCAGAGCAGCUGAUCAGAGCACCAGCUCUUUGGAGCUGAUCAUGGUUGUUCUGGACCAAGGAAAUAUAAAACUCUCAGUAUAAUCUUGCAGUGCACGAUUCGUGGGUAGUCCUACUGAAAACAAAGUAAUGUGAACAGAAUCCCAUUAGCAGUUUAAUUUUUCUAAAAUAACUGUUUAAUUCUUGUGCUUUCGUAGGCAUCCUAACAAUUUGUUGGUAGUGAUAGAAGAUAUUCCUAAAGGCACGUUGAUUCUUCCUUAACUAAAACGAGGUUUAGGAAAAUUACCUAUCAGACUCAUGGGCCAGUGGAAGGCUGCACUCUUCUGUCACACGUUCUAGCUCUUCUGAAAGAAACUAUUUUAAAGUAUCUUGAGUCAGUCAAGAGCAAAGCAAGUUACACUUGACCCAUAUAAUAUAAAUCAUUCCUUGAACGGGCUGGAGUGUAGUUGGUGUUUGGCAAAAUCAAAUGACAAUGUAACAUUUUUCCUUUUUUUUUUUAAAAUAUGUGUUAUUUCAAUAGUGGGAUUCUUUUGUUGUUGGAAAUGCUUGCUGCAAAUGAAGUGUUGUAGUAAUUUGUAGGUUGCUUCCAACUUGGCAGAAUAUUGUUUUAAUUUCAUGGAAAAGAAAAAUCUGAUUUUUCAAACCUUGUCCCUCUGCAAUACAUCGACCUUGAGUUUUAUAUUUGUCCUUACAAGGAGGGAUGUGUUCUGAACUAGUGAAGGCAAGGAACUGUAGUAGAAGGAAGAAAAAGCCCUAUGCUUUCUGUCUUUAUGGUCACCAGUGUAAUGCUGAAAGGCUUUUAAGCAGCUGGUGUUUUCAGGCUAGCACCAAUUGCUGAUAUAAAAACACACCCCAUGCAGACAUAAUGAAUUAUUCUUUGAGUGUUUUAGUUCUAAGGGUUUUGCUGAUUUCUGCUGUGAACUGUGAGCAGCUACAACUUCAAGUAGCUUAAUUGUGAGAACUAUGAAGCCUUGUUUUGAGGGGAUGAACUCUGAAGGCAAGGUACACAGGCCCCAAGUCCUCCAUUGAUUUCAAUGGUAUCGUACCAGAGGGCGCCAAUAUGAAGAAUUUUCAGUGUUGAACUGCAGCGGUGCUAGGAUUCCUUUUAGGGAACGUAGUGCAGUAAGGCCGUAGCUGCCUGCAGGACGGGAGCUCGUUUGCCAGGGCAGCCUGGAAUCCUUAGCCUUCCUUGUGUCAGCGGUUCAGUGCUUUCCUUGUUCAAAGGGGAACGUUGCUCAGUGGCUGCUGAGGGGGGAACACAAUUCUCUUCAAGCCUUAACAGUGGCUGAAACACACAGUACUGUAAGAUGCACUGCCAGCAUAUUUGGUAUUUUAAGAUAAGAUAUAGUUUUUCCUUAGAGAUCGAAUUCUAGUAUUGAAAUACAAAGUCUUACUGUAUGCAGUUUACUCUUGCAUUGUUUUUGAAACUGAAUCCUAGUGCUCACGUUUCAUAUUGAACACAGUCUUAGGGAAGUCAUCAUCUUCAUUUUCCAGAAGGUGUUGUUUGUGAUGGUCAGUUUAUUCUGCCUUGUGGACUUCACAGCUGUAGGCAUUGCCAUAAGCCUGUGUGGCCAAAUUAACUUGUACUUUCCUUCCAUUUUCACUAACAUCCCACUUGUAAUAGUGGAUGUAAUAAUACCCAUUGGACUUCUCUAGAUUAGAUUAAAAAACUUGCUGCUAUAUUUGGAAACCUGGUAUGGGGUCAUGGUAAUCGUGCCUUGCAUCAAUGUUACUUCUGUGUGCCAGCAUUGUCUGUGUAUAUUUGAAAUUACCAUUACAAUAAAACGACCUAAAGUUCUUUCAUAAAAGGAGAGGACAGUUCUCCACCUGGAGCCAGAUGUUGCUUUACCACUGCAACAGUAUUAACAACACUUCUACUUUCAUGCAGUCCCAAGGCAAGGUGUUCCAAUAUUAUUCUUAUAUCAAAAUGCUCUUUGGUGUCACUUAAAACCCAUGUAAUGUAGAGCUUAUGCCAGUAUGUGCAAAAUAGCUGCAGUAAGAGUUAUGCUACAUAGACUUGUUGCAGUUAAGUUACAGAUGUACAAUUGUUUGUAGGAAUGUACUGCAAAAGUAUUUGAACAAAAUUGCUAACAUGUUUACUGGUGUAAAUAUUUUAAUAAAAAAAAGACACUUCAAACUUUUUUUUUUUUUACACAAUUAUCUACAAUAAAGAGAAAUUUACAACCAUUUACAA
Tympanuchus pallidicinctus (lesser prairie-chicken) is the source of this 7760-nucleotide messenger RNA. It is a transcript of the gene MGAT4A, whose product is annotated as alpha-1,3-mannosyl-glycoprotein 4-beta-N-acetylglucosaminyltransferase A. The transcript has 16 exons. The record is from RefSeq and is a predicted model, not a curated record. Gene Ontology annotation, cellular component: endoplasmic reticulum; Golgi stack; endoplasmic reticulum-Golgi intermediate compartment. The coding region runs from base 658 to 2265 and encodes 535 amino acids. Lineage: Eukaryota; Metazoa; Chordata; Aves; Galliformes; Phasianidae. Gene Ontology annotation, biological process: protein N-linked glycosylation. Gene Ontology annotation, molecular function: acetylglucosaminyltransferase activity.